AGUGUUUUCCAGCUGGUCUGGUCUGGUUAGGUUAGGGGUAAUAGCCAAGCACUUUUUGUUUUAACAGUAACACUUUUUCCUUUGUAUUAAAUAUGUCGUUUUCUUGCUCGCAAUCAAUGGACGGCAGUUUCCCCCCGUCCCCGGUUGAGGACAGGGUCUCCAAACGACUGUCAGUGGGCAGUCUACUACAAAGGCUGGCAGAACUAAAAGGGACAUAUCAGUCGGGAACAACAGCAGAGCACUGCAGAAAAAGUCCUACUGGAUCUGUGGUAGACUUAUCACUUUCCGAGUCAGAAAGCAGCGUCCUCUUCGACCCUUUGGAGGUAACGCUGUCUGAGGAGAUAGUGGCCACCAUAGCUCGCAGUCUGAGCGACGCUUCUCUGGGAGCUGCCGGCAGCUCAAAGCUGAUCCUACCUGACCGCUUGCUGCACAGCAUCGGACAAGAGCUCGUCCAUCUGGCUGCCUUUGAGCCCUGCGGCCUCCGGGGGGCGCUUAUAGACCUGUGUGUCGACAAUGGAGGCCAGGGAGACGUGUGCUGCGUGGAGCAAAUAGCUGUGGAUGCAAGCCUCGUACCAACGUUUCACGUAACCCUAGUGCUGAGGACGAAUACCGGGGGGUUCUGGCCGAAAGUUCAAAAACUCUUCAAGACCAACACUCCACAAAGUGCCAACGCCCGACGUCCUAAAACCCUCAGACUCAGUCCUAGCUUCCGGGCCAUCAAAAGGAAGUUGUACUGUUCAGGAGAACUGGUGGUUGAGGUGUGUUGCUGAGCAACGUGUCUCCUGCUGUUAUAACGAUGGAUGUAAAAGUCAAACGCCAUCAAAAGCACUCUUACUAGGGGAAGACCGGUUACAAGUUUAAAAGGGUCCUUAUAUAGGAGAACAGAUAUCUUGUUAAAGCACAGUAGUUCUUUUCAAUAUCCAAUAGACUUACAUUAUACUAAUGUAAAACGAGAAAAGCAUUUUUUCUGGUCUCAGUGAUUGAAGAUGUUGUCUUCAGCACUGUAGACCCAUACCAAAAAUUGCAGGACCAACUGACAUGUUUAAUGGCAGCUUUUCUAGUAGAAUGAAUGAUAUAAUGCUGGGCGUUGUGAGUAUGGAACAGUUCAGUGCUUAUCUUUAGAAUAUGAAUUACUGGAAGCUACACCAUCUGCAUGUAUUUGAUAGUCAAAUAUGUACUGUCUUUUUGCAGUGACAAAUAAAUAAAUUAUUUUCCAAAAUUG
This is a messenger RNA of Gadus macrocephalus (Pacific cod), 1222 nucleotides long. RefSeq names its product DNA damage-inducible transcript 4 protein-like. The coding region runs from base 93 to 770 and encodes 225 amino acids. Gene Ontology annotation, cellular component: cytoplasm. The record is from RefSeq and is a predicted model, not a curated record. Gene Ontology annotation, molecular function: 14-3-3 protein binding. The transcript has 2 exons. Gene Ontology annotation, biological process: response to hypoxia; apoptotic process; negative regulation of TOR signaling. NCBI's taxonomy places the organism in Eukaryota, Metazoa, Chordata, Actinopteri, Gadiformes, Gadidae.